This is a messenger RNA of Clupea harengus (Atlantic herring), 2299 nucleotides long. RefSeq lists its product as uncharacterized. Lineage: Eukaryota; Metazoa; Chordata; Actinopteri; Clupeiformes; Clupeidae. The record is from RefSeq and is a predicted model, not a curated record.
UUACAUCAAAGAGUGCUCGCAAUCAGGCUCCCCAUUGUAUCUGUUUCAUAACAACUUCCCUGGUAAAUAUGUAUUUGUUUCAGUGUUAGGCGACCGGCUCUGUUAUGCAGAUGAGCUCAAAUUACUGCCUGCUUGUUUGUGCAGAUCUGAACCACCAGCUCUCCCCGACUCAAACCCUGUGUCCACUCCAACUCUGACUAAUGUCCUUCGCCAGUUUCCUGUAUCCAUGGUGACGGCUGGACUGGACCAAUCAUUGAGAGCAAGGAAGUGUUGUUGUUUCCUGUCCUCCCCAAAGGUUUCCUACGACCACAGAGGGAGCUCUCAGUUGCCUUCUUGUAAUGUUGCUGACUUUCUUGACAACUCUGACUGGAUUUAUGUAAAUCUGGAAAUAAAGUUGGCUCAGCUCAGGUGGAAUGCUGCAGAAAUCUGUGCAUUAAUCCAUUUCCCCCUGAGGGAGUUGUUGACUGCUGAUAUCCACUUCUUUUUUGGGGGGGUUGACUUGAAGAGCUUAAAUGCCUUGUAUUUCUAGGAGCUUACAGGGAGCCAUGUCAGGAACCUUCUUCAUCUUAGAGCAUGAGAAACACAGACCAUGCUGACAGUGACAGUAACACAAAAAGGUUGCUAUCCAGAAGUUGCAGAUUUCAACAGUCAUGCAGCCAGAACAUGUGACCGCCCUGGGGUCUCUGCAGAUCCCCUCCCAACCUGUGCGCUUGCAUGAAAGCUCUCCCCAGGGACGGGGCCAGCUCUCUCCCCCUCUGGGCUCAUCUCCCCAGGCCCCCUGUGUGGCCUCUGUCCUGCCUCCCACCUGCUGGACGCUGGAGGUGGCAGCGGUGGUGCUCCUCAUGACGGUGGCUGGCGUGGCGAUCCUGAUCCUGCUCUACAUGGUGCUCCUGCUGCGCCACAGGCUCAAAGUGGCCCAGGCCGGAAACACCGUGGAGUACUGGGGGUUCUUCCGCUCGGCGCGGUACAGCCUGAAGGAGCCCCGCCCGCCGCAGGUCUUCCCUGUUCCAACAACAGUCGUCACACCUGGGCCUGAUGUGACGGCACCACCGGUGAUCGAGUCCAAACCGCUGGCGGAUCUGCCUCCAUGCGUCUCUCUCGCUCAGCACCAGCCGCCUCCUCCGUAUUGGGAGCCCCCUCCGUCUCUGUCCCCCACAAGCUCAGGUCAAUCUCCACCCAAUCCCUCCACCCAACUACGAACAUCUCCACUUCCACCACGCUUUACCAAGAGUCUACCACCAGUGGCUGCCCCUGUGCUGCGUACCACAUCCGUUCCCAUCAUACCUUUCCCAUCAUUACCCCGCCCUCUCCACCUGAAGUCCCAAGCUUCGCUUCCACUGCGGCCUCUGUCAGCUCAGCCCCACCCUCACAUCUACACCACUCCACCCAGCCCUCACCUGUCCUGGGGAGCGUGCUCAGACGUGGACGUGUACUCGCGGGUGGGGUCUAUGACACUCUCAAGGCCUGCCAGUCGAAGCCAGACGCAGGUGAUCCUGUUUGAACACUCUGCUUUAUGAUCGAAAAGCAUAUUUUUAAUGUCCUGCCUCAGUCCUAUAUGACCAUGUUACUGAUGGAAGGACAUAUUUAAAGACAACUCCUGAAAUGUUGCUAGUUAUUUGCUAGUUGUAGGCCAGCGCUGUCCGUGUGUUGUUUUGUUCAUGCAUUGAGCGUUUUGCCGUAUUUCCAAGACACUUAAAUAAAUCCUACGAUAUACAGACACAAUAGAUAUUACAUAUAUUACAUGGAUCAAUUACCUUCCUUUGCAAAGUAAGUAGUUAUGGCAGCAAUGAAAACAAUGUUUGUGUCAUGAAAUGACUAUCAAUGUACCAGUUGCCAUAACACAGACACUUCAGGCAUUUUGGGGUAACACAUUCUCUGCCAUCAAGGGUGAUUAUAGAAUGUAUGUGUGCAUACAUUUGAACACAACCAUGUGUUCACAUGGUGCCAAACAUAUGUACAUUUCAUUUUCAAAGCACUGCAUUUUUAUUCUGUCUUUGAGACAUACAUUGCUGAUCUACAUUUGUAAAAGUAUCUAUGCACCUACGCUUUCUUUCUGAUAUUUUCUUUAUUUAUAGUAAACAGAAAGACUGCAGUGUUGUCUUUGUGUACUUACAACAUCAUGGUCUGUCUCUAUUCACAAUAGAAAACACAUCUUCAUGAUGCAUUUGGUUUAUAAAUGAAUUGCUAAAAACGUUCCAAACUCCCACAUUACAGACCCACAUAAUAUAUUACAGAGGCUCUCUUAAAAUGCAAGAAUGGGCUAUUUUUGACAGACAAUAAAGCCUUCUGCGGUUUGGUG